This is a messenger RNA of Gigantopelta aegis, 7697 nucleotides long. RefSeq names its product ceramide glucosyltransferase-like. Gene Ontology annotation, cellular component: membrane. The transcript has 9 exons. Gene Ontology annotation, biological process: glucosylceramide biosynthetic process. Gene Ontology annotation, molecular function: ceramide glucosyltransferase activity. The record is from RefSeq and is a predicted model, not a curated record. NCBI's taxonomy places the organism in Eukaryota, Metazoa, Mollusca, Gastropoda, Neomphalida, Peltospiridae. The coding region runs from base 29 to 1222 and encodes 397 amino acids.
CAGUCAAGAGACGUUGGAAGUGUGGAGGAUGGAACUGGUGGAUUACACGAUAUGUGGUUUAGCUGUUUUAAUUUUUACUAGCUGGUGUAUUAACUGGCUUACACAUGUAAUGGCAAUUGUAUAUGGAAAAUUGAAGUUUCAUCGUCAGACCACAGUAUUAGUUCCAGAAGAAUUACCUGGUGUCUCAAUUAUUAAACCACUACUUGGGGUGGAUCCACAUUUAUUUGGCAACUUAGAAACAUUUUUCAACUUAAAAUAUCCACAGUAUGAAAUAUUAUUUUGUAUCCAAGAAGAGAUGGAUGGUGCACUCAUGAUUGUACAAAGUUUGAUGCAAAAAUAUCCUAAGGUGGAUGCUAAGUUAUUUAUAGGUGGUAAAAAAGUUGGUAUAAAUCCAAAAGUUAACAACAUGAUUCUUGGUUAUGAUGCAGCAAAGUUCGAUUUAAUCCUAAUUUCAGACAGUGGUUUAAGAAUGAAAGAAGAUACUCUUCUGGAUAUGGUGAACUGUUUAACAGAAAAAACUGGGUUGGUUCAUCAAAUGCCAUACAUCUGUGAUAGAAAAGGCUUUUCCUCUCUUGUAGAACAGAUAUUUUUUGGAACACAGCAGGCAAAGAUGUAUAUUGGUGCUAACUGUUUGGGAAUAAAUUGCACGACAGGAAUGUCGUGUUUAUUCCGGAAGGAAGUUGCAGAAGAGGCUGGAGGGAUGAAAUAUUUUGGUCAGUUUCUUGCUGAGGACUACAUGCUUGCUCAAGCCUUUUUAGAUAGGGGAUGGAUUGUUCGAAUCAGCUCUCAGACUGCAUACCAGAAUGCAGGAAACUAUUCCAUAGCAGAUUUCCAUGCCAGACUAGUCAGGUGGACGAAGCUGCGCAUCGCUACAGUUCCGACAACCAUGUUCUUUGAGCCGAUAUUCCAGUGCAUGUUUUUGGGAGCGAUCACAUCGUGGGCAGUGUCAUACCUCUUUGACUGGACAGCCCUGGUGUUCUUUCUCAUCCACGUGCUUGUCUGGUUUCUAGGAGACUAUAUUCUUAUCAGUGUCGUACAGGGAGGUCCUCUACCUUGCUCCAAAUUCGAGUUCAUGGUUGGGUGGUUGUUGAAUGAAAUGUCCUACUUAUACCUUAUAUGCCAAGCCCAUCUGAACCCAACUGUGGUGUGGCGAUCGAAAAAGUAUCGCAUAAAAUGGGGAGGAAUAACGGAAGAAAUUACACCACCCCCACCAAAGGAAUGAACUUGAUACCACAGUGCAAUGAUUGAACACUGAGUUUUCCAUAGCAAAUGAAUUGAGAAAUGAGGAAAACGAAAAAUAAAUAGGAAAGAAGACUAACUCAAAGAACUUGGCAACAUAUAUAGCAACCGUGACCACAUGCAAAAUGAGUUGGUAUUUCAAGCAAUCUAGAAUGUAGUGUUUUCAGGAAGGAAAAUAAUGGCAUGCGUAACAAAAGCAAGAACAAUGUGUAAUCGGGAUCUCGUCAUGCCAAAUCAUACUUUUGCUGUGUCUAUUCAGCAUUAUUUGCAGUAUUUUUAUGGUCAACAUAUACUGAGUGUAUAGACGAAAGGAAAUUGUGAAUCUCAACAGUAGAUGAGAGAGGAAUAUUUUUCACAACCGCUCACACAAACGUAGUAAAUCAAAAUUCAUCAGUGGUAUUAUACUGCUGACGUUUAGUAGUACAUUUAUUUAACAUCUCCAAAAUUAAGUUUGCUCUUUCAUGGGUUUGGGUGUUCAGAAAUUAGCAGGAAACACUGGUCCUUACUGGUGAUUUUGCUCAUGUGCCAGUUAACAUUGGUAAAAUCUAGAACAGGGUAAGCUACAUAAAACAAACUAUCAUAAUCUUUUUCGUUUAUUUCUUUUUAAAAAUAUAUUUUUAUAAUAAAAAUCAAAUGCUAACUUUAUGCAGUGGUGUUUGAAUAGAAAGCAGUUUUGAAAUUGAACAAAUAUUUACUACCCAGUAAUUUUAUGAUUUUAAAAAAAAAAAAAAAAAUGCAUUAUGUUGUGUUGCUGUACUAUAGAUGAAUACUUUUAAAAGUAUUAUAAGAAUUAGAAAAACUUUGCUUCAUUUAAUAUAGAUUUCAUUAAAUUAAAUUACCACAAAAACUUUUUUGUAAUACAUUGAAUUUUGAUGGAAUUUGAAAGGACUAAUUGAAGUAUAUUGCUAAAACAUUUUGAUUUAAUUUAAAAUGUUUAAUAGUGAACUUGGAAGCAACAUUUGCCUAAAACAUUUCUUCAGCUUUUAUAAAGGUAAUUUUCAAAGUUGUACUUAUUUACAGAGUUUAAAAUCAUGUAAAUUAGACUUCAGAAUUAAUUACUAGUAAUAUAUGUAAACUACUGGGGGUCUGUGUUAUAAAUUAUUAACUGAUAUGUUUUUAAAAAAGGAAAAAACAAUUAACUUAAAAUCAUGUAAGCUACUUUACUUAAUAUUCACUUUUUUUCUCUCUUUUUGUUUUGUUAAAUGAUCAGGUUCAUGGUGCUAUUGUACCAUUUAGAAAUUUUUGCUCAAUAUUUUAAAAUUGUUCUUUCCUGUUUAACAAUAACAAUAUAUGGUAAUGCCAGUGAAAAAGCUCACCAAGAAUGACUUGCAUUGGUGCAAUGACAAAAUUAUUUUACUUGCUAUUGUUGAAUUGUGGUGGAUCCACUGUUCUAAUUUAUUCAUUUACACAGGGAAUUUGGACAAUAUUCUCUAUCUAAAUUCUAAUAAUAUUUGAGGUGUAAUUAUAUAUGCACCACAUAAUGCUCAGAAAUGUUUUUUAAAGCAAGUUCUGUAUUUAAUUUGACAUUGGUCAGAUUCAACGUAAGACUGUGUUAACUGUUUUUGUUUCUGAAAUUCAUGUGUGCAUUUCAAGACCACGUCAUUUUGUAAUUAGUUACAUUGUUGUCCAGUGUCCUGCAAAUGAUGGGGAUAACUGUAGUCUGAUUUGCUUUGCUUCAGAAACUAGUGAGGACAUGUUAUGUAAAACUUGCUUUGCUUCAGAACCUAGUGAGGACAUGUUAUGUAAAACUUGCUUUGCUUCAGAACCUAGUGAGGACAAUUUUGGUAAAACUUGAUUUGCUUCAGAAACUAAUGAGGAUAUGUUGAGUAAAAAGUAAUUUGCUUCAGAAACUAAUUAGGAUAUGUUGAGUAAAAAGUAAUUUGCUUCAGGAACUAUUGAGGAUGUGUUGAGUAAAAUGUAAUUUGCUUCAGGAACUUUUGAGGAUAUUUUGAGUAAAAUGUAAUUUGCUUCAGGAACUACUGAGUAAAACACAAUUUUCUGCAGGAACUAAUGAAGAUGUGUUGAGAAAAGCAAUUUUAUUCCGGAAUAAAUGAAGAUGUAUUUGAUUUGCUUUAAGAAAUAACGAAGAUUUGCUGGGUAAAAUUGUGUUUGCAUUAGGUUGUUAGAUCACAUAGGCCAACAGUGAUCAUAGAUUGACUGUGAACUUUGUUUGUUAACAGUUAACAACAGAUAAUUGUUUGAUUCUUUGUAACAAGUGUAGCGUACAUCAGAUGGUUUGACUAACUACAUUGCUAGGCUUGAAUUUUCGGCAUCCAUCCCCAAAGACUUUUAUUAUGUUUAAUACCAGGAAAUAAAUUUACACAAACAUUUGUCACCAGAUGUAUACAAGCACCAGUCUGUCCAUGUCUCGACAAAUCUUGCACCUACUGAUAAAAUUGUUAACAGGUUUCAUAUUUGUAAAAUCAGCAGUUGUAAGUAUUUUAUAGUCUCCAGAAUUUGUCAUGCUUACAACUUUUUCAAAAGAUUUCAUUUAAUAUUUUAAGAUGGCCUACUAAAUUGAAAAUUACCAAUUUGUACAAAACAACACAAAUCUUUUCCCCCCAAGUCGGAAAUAAAAUCCUGCAUUUAAUUCAUCUGGUUCUAAUUUGAGCUGUGACAGGUUGUUUUGAUCAUAUCAAACGUGAAAAGUUCACUGUCAGUUGGUAUUCACCAUAACAGGAGACUAAUAAAGAUUUUUUUUUUUUUUUUUUUUUAAACUGGUCUUGUCAUUCUAAACAUAUGCAGUAAACUUUGGUCAAGGCAACGACUUAUGUCAUCAAUACAUACAGAUUUGUAAUUAAUACACACAGUAAUGUACUGUCUUCAUUUCACUGGUGGUGUAGCCUGCAACAUGUUCAUGCUUAUCUGUUAUCUCGUAGUGCAAUUAUCAGCUUUGGUGUGACUUAUGAAUCAAAUAUGCAAUAUACUACUGUCCAUAUGACCAGUGUUGUGAUACCAAGUCGGUAAGACUGGUGUUUUAAUACUACUGUUCAUAUGACCGUUGUAAUACUACUGACUGUCUAUAUGACUGUGUUGUAAUAUUAGUCUGUAUGACUGGUGUUGUAAUUUCCACUAUCUAUAUGACUGGUGUUGUAAUACUAAUGUCUGUAUGAAUGAUGUUGUAAUACUACUGUCUAUAUGCCUGGUGUUGUAUCACUACUAUCUGUAUGGCUAGUGUUGUGAUACUACUAUUCGUAUAUGGCUAGUGUUUUAAUACUACUGUCCAUAUGACUGCCGUUGUAAUCAAAUAUGGCAAUAACGUUUUCUGUCUAUAUGACUGGUCUCUAACUGAAAUCUGCAAUACAUUUGAAGUCUGUCCAUGGUACUAGUAUGGGUUUUGAAACUUUAUUCAUACAAGUAGAGUAUUGUCUGGCUUUCUUUUUUUUUUUCUUCUUUUUUUUAUCUGUACAAAUACUGUUAGCACGAGUUACUGUAAUUCACAAUUUUUAGUUCCUAAGAUUUUAAAUGAUUGCUUCUGUAGUUUUGAUUGGUUUGAGUUGACACACUUCUUACCAUGUUCCCAGUGUCGGUUUUUGAUAAGCCAUGGUCAAAAAUAAAUAAUUUCUCUCUUAAUUUUAGUUUACCAGGUAAUGUAUAAUGCUACUGUAAUUGAAAUAACAAUCAGGUAAAAUUUACAAUACAUAUAGUAUGGUUAUCAUGUUAGUGGGAUUGAAUUAGAUAAAUGUAUGCUGAAUACAUUUAUGAAAUGGGUUUAAAAUUCUUCUUCUGCAUUUCAUAUACUAGUAUUUUUUUUAGCAGUGCAAUUGUCUUUAUUUUGUACAUCAAAGUCAUUUCACUAACCCAUAGAAAUAUUCUCGGUGUCGUUUCACAGAGUUACAUAGAAGAUAGUUUUAACAUGUAUUAGGUGAUAUUUACAGCACUAUUUUGAACCAUGUGCGUGUGAAUCAUUUAUAUUCCAUUCUGGCAACUUGUAGUUACUCAGCAAAACACUAUGAAUAUAUGUCUAGAUUCUGUCUGCAAUAAAUCAAUAUUAGUGAAGAUGUUUUCAUGACAUCCUCUUGUUACACUGUCAUCGGCUGAGGCUUGCGACCUGGGAUCAUGCUGUCAUUGUUCAUUGUUGUCUUUUUUAAACCUCAUAGAAGCUACUUUUUUAUCUUAGGAACUAAUUUUUAUGGUACUCUUGCUUGUGCUGUAAAUCUUUUUCUUUUCCAAGACGAAUCCAUAAUUAAUCAAGCUACUUUUGUAGUUGCAGUAUUUGUAAGAAAUUACAUAUUUUACACAUGAACAAUGAAUUACUAAUUUCUAAAGGGAAACAAAAAAGAAGAAAAAGAUUGCUUUAAUUAUUUUCAAAGACUAUCGACAUACAUAUAUAUUUUACUAUUUAAAAGUACCAUUGACAGAUUUUUAUUUGUGAUUAAUGCUGACUUUACAUGUAUGUUAGACAUCAAAUUUCUGAGAUAAUGUUUAGCAUAAAAUAAUUGAGCAUUUUGCAGUAGCAUCUAAAUGAUGCAAGCUAAUAAUUUUUCACCGUAUUAAUAAAUAUUUAUUACUGUUUUCAUAUUUUUAAUGCAAAUCUUUUGUGCAUGUGCACCUUUUUUGGUAUUUAACAAGUUUUACUGGCAUUUUUGCAUAUGUUGUGAUUUAUUAUUUCAGCUGUAAUUAAGUUUGUAACAUUGUCAGGGUAGUGGUAGUUUUUGUACGAUCAAAGAAAGAAAAUAAUAAGAUAAGAAUGAUCUGUUGCUACAAUAUUCCUGUCAACAGUGUUAAUACUGGGUUUUUUGGGUUUUUUCACAAUAUUAUUAUUGAGCUGGUCACAAUAUUGUGAGAGAGAUUGGUUUAAUAUUAUAUACCCCUAACAACUUGGUGUGAACAAAACAAACAAUAUAUAUAUAAUAAAAUAAAAUAAAAUUACAAUUACAAUUUUAAGAUUUAAAAAGGUCAUGCUUGUACAGGUAAUUGAAUCUACCACCAUUAUUAUUAAUAAUUUUUAUAUAUUAUAAGCAAACUUGUAUUAAACUGAAUUUCAACAAUUAUCUGAAGUGCCCCUGUUCCCCUUUUGCCUAGCCUUAAAUUAAGGUAAUGGUGUGGACAUUACCUAGAACCCGGAUGCAAAUAAAUGAGAGGAAAUGUAUAAUAUGUGUACAUCAAAAUGGUAAAUUGGAAAAAUUAUUUUAAUGAAAAUUGUUCAAUUUUUUUUUACUAAAAAGAAAUAACAAUUUGAAUUGAUUAUUAAAUUGACAAUGUUAAAGGCUAUGUAUAUCUAUUGAAGCUAGGAAACGAAUUGAUCUAAUGGGUUCAUCGAAACUAAUUAAUGAAUCUCCCAACAUUUACUAUGGGGAGAUGGGUUAUGGACAUGCAAAUGUACCACCUGCCAUUUGUUGGUCUUUUGUUUUGUUUUGUAUGUUACUUGUAUACUUGUAUUGUGAACUUAACUUGUAAUGUAUGCAUGUAUAUACAUGUACCUUCUUGACUUGGUUGCAACAGCGAUGUGUAUACCCUCAAAAAUAUUAUGAUGUUAUUGACAAUCACUGAUCAAUGGUGACCACGCAGCCAUUGUCAUGGGUAAUGUGCUGAUUGCUACUUGUGCUUUUCUGCAGUGUGCUUUAUACGAGUCUACACAGUUCCGUUAUCAUAUAAAUAAUAUUGGUUUUAUAUGGGGAGUAAAAUAUGUUCUCGUUUCCCCAUCCUCUUGGACAAGUUUUUUUCAUGAGCUUUUGGACUAAGACUUUAAACAAAGACACACGUGUGUCUAAUGCAUUCGGUAACUUGAAUAUUAAAUGUGAAUUGUUAAGAUUGAGAGUAAGGUUAAUAAGAUCUUUAAAAUUACUAUUAAAACUAUGUAGCCAUGUGCCUUCUUUUUUUAAGUUUUAAAGGCUGUCAAUUUUUUUUCAAUAGUGACGAUGUUAAACAUCAAAAGAAAUUGAAAUAAAACUUGAAAGGAAGUGAAUUUAGAGGUUAGAAAUUAAAAUGUAAUAAUGGAACUUUGUGCUAUUGUUUUGCUAUGGUUAGACCGAUAUGUAAACUUGACCUUGUCCCCCCCUCCCACGCACUGCUGCAUGACGACUCUUAAAUCACAUGAGAGUUUGAGACUGCAUGCUGGUAGAUACGGUUGCUAGGCAACCAAAUCCCCCCUGCAGAACCAUUGAAUCUGGAAACUUUUCAUUGAGUGAACAUAAUGAGAUGCAAUUACUAAAUGUUUUCUAGGUUGUGGUUGAAAUCUGUCACUAUUUAGCUCCAUGAAUGUUUUCACACGAAAGGUAUCCGAUUCUGGCUGCAGGUACAAGGUCAAGAGUUGCAAAGGUUCAGCACCUCACUGAUCCUAAUGACGUCAGACUUCUCAAAAUGAUUGGAUACUCAUUUUCCCACUAGCACUCGCUAUAUGCUAUAUUGCCUGUGUGAAUGUGCGAGUGUAAUCAAAUAAUACAAUUAUGUACUUCUGUCAGCAGCUUAUUUUCUUAUCAAUGCCGACUUCAUCAAUAAAAAGGUUUUGAUUUUUA